Messenger RNA from Fragaria vesca subsp. vesca, 360 nucleotides. RefSeq lists its product as uncharacterized. The record is from RefSeq and is a predicted model, not a curated record. NCBI's taxonomy places the organism in Eukaryota, Viridiplantae, Streptophyta, Magnoliopsida, Rosales, Rosaceae. The coding region runs from base 1 to 360 and encodes 119 amino acids. Gene Ontology annotation, cellular component: cytoplasm; nucleus. The transcript has a single exon.
AUGGCAGACAUCCCCAGACCUGGCUCCGGCAACCGCCGCCAGCCCAGCCGUCUCCAGCGCCGCGCUCCUCCCCCGGCCUCCCUCCAAAUAAACCCCGUCGCCGACUGGAACGUCGCCAUCCCCCUCCUCUCUCCGCUCGUCUCCCCCGAUAGCCCCGCCGACGCCAAACCCAGGGAAGACUCCCGCCUCCACCACCAGAAGCUCCAGAAACCCGAUCUGCCACGUCAUCAUGCCGCCGAGGCCGAGAAAUCUUCUUCGUCAGCUUCGGCGGCGUCGGCGGUGUUUAAGAAGUGGCAGCACCCAGCGGCACCCUUCUGCUACGAGCCUGCUCCGCCGGUGCGUCCUUUUGUUCCCGUCUAG